This is a messenger RNA of Lolium perenne, 2820 nucleotides long. The record is from RefSeq and is a predicted model, not a curated record. Lineage: Eukaryota; Viridiplantae; Streptophyta; Magnoliopsida; Poales; Poaceae.
UGUACUUAUUUUGGUUGUUACUUUGAACAGGCGAUGGACGUUUCAGAUUUGAGUGCAAGUUCAAUGGAGUACGAAAGCGGAAAUACAGAUGAAGAGGAAUUCAAUAUUUCGUCUGCCAACUAUAAUGCACCUCGUGAAGAUGAAGAAAGUUGGGGAGACGAUGAUGUCGACGAAAGUGUGAGUGAAACGGAAGUACUAGUUUUAUUUAGUACUUGCAUGUAAGUUGUUAAAUACUGAUUGUGCUUAUUUUUGCUAAUAGAUGGAUGCAGAUGGUGUUGAUGUAGAAGAUGAUAAUGUAGAGCAAGAAGAAGAUGAUAAUGUAGAGCAAGAAGAAGAUGUUGACACUGAUAAUAUUCAGAGUGAUGUUGUGGAGGAGGCAACUGAUGACGAGAGAUUGGACUGUGGUUUUGUUGAUGAGGUCUUAGUUGGCGAUAAUUCUUCUUACGACUAUUACGGUGAUUCAGACUUGGAGACUAUAGAAGAACCUGUUAGAAGAAGACAUGUGAAAUCAGUUGGUAAGAAAAAGAAUGGAUCAGAGGAUGAAGAUGAGAGUGAUACAGAAGAUAAGAGAAAGUUUUACUGGGAAGUAAUGGAGAAGACCUUUGUGUCUGAGGCAGCUGCUUAUACUUUUUAUAAUGGAUAUGCUCGACAAGAGGGAUUCAGUGUAAGAAAGUUCAAGUUCAAAGAGACUAAGGGUGCUAACAAAAUAGUUCGCAGAAGGCGGUUUGUGUGUUCUCGGGAAGGAAAACGUAACAGCAAGUUUCUGACUAUGGACAACCGCACUCGUAGGUUGAGACCUUUGUCACGUUGCAAUUGUAAAGCGGAGUUGGAUGUGAAGCUUGAUAGAGGUUCGGGGGUUUGGCGAGUUGCAAAAUUUGUUUACAAGCACAGUCAUAAGUGUGCAGAACCGAGCGAGAGCCCAUUUUUAUGGUCACAUAGGAGGAUAAAAGAUUUCCAGAAAGCGGAGAUAUUAGCAUUGGCAGCAGCUGGGGUUAGGAAGCAUGUGAUCAUGGAUACCUUCCUCAGCAAGUAUGGUCGGUACACCACUGUUGGGUUUACGAGGAAGGACUUGUACAACAUGUGCUGCAGGGAGAAGAGAAAGUUACUUGCAGGUGGUGAUGCUAGCUCAGCCAUUGCCAUGAUGGAGAACCGGAGGAAGAAGUUUGCUGAUUUUUUUUUUUGAGUACGACGUUGAUAGUAAAGGUCGUUUGAAAAGCUUGUUCUGGUGUGAUGCUCAGUCCCGGCAGGAUUACAAUGAUUAUGGAGACGUACUUGUGUUCGAUAGUACAUAUAAGAUGAACCGAUAUGGUAUGCCAUUUGUUCCGUUUGUUGGAAUUAACAAUCACCGGAGGACGACAGUUUUUGCGUGUGCCAUCUUAUCAGAUGAGAAGGAAAGCACGUAUGUAUGGUUACUGAAGACUUUUUUGAAAGCUAUGUUGCAGCAGAAACCCAAGUCAAUAAUCACCGAUGCCGAUAGUGCGAUGAUUAGAGCUGUUCGAAGUGUGUUUCCGGAGCAGUCGCACCGUAUUUGUUCAUGGCACAUUGAAAAGAACAUGGCUCGGCACCUAAGUUUCAAGUCGUUGAGUGAGUUUCGGGCUCUGUUGUAUUACACGACCACACCGGAUAUAUUCGAGGAAAGAUGGCACGCUUUUAUCCAGAAAUGGCAGACGGAGAAAACACAGACGUGGCUGAAAAGAAUGUACAAGAAGAGGAGAUUAUGGGCAGCGGCAUACCUAUCUGAGGGGUUCUGGCUUGGUAUGAAAAGCAAUCAGCGAAGUGAAAGUCUUAACUCAUGUCUUCACCUACACCUAGACUACGGUAUGACACUAGUGGAUUUGAUUUUGCACUACGAGAAUGCUAUAGUGCGCAUUAGAGAGACGGAGGCAAAAGAUGACUGCAUCAGUUCACAGACAUCACCUGUACCAGUAACCAAUUUGAGGAGAAUUGAGAGAGCUGCUGCAAAGGUAUUCACUCCGGCAAACUUUUAUAUAUUGCAGCAAGAGAUAUACAAAAUAGAAGGCAUUGAGGUUAUAGAUCAGUAUAAGGGAACAGAAGGUGAGAUGCAGUUUGUUGUUGCUUGGAAAAAGAGAAAGCAUGCAAAGUUUUAUGUUGACUAUAAACCGGCCAACUCGGAUAAAUUAGUAGAGUGCAGCUGUCGAAGGAUAAUCCGGAGGGGACUUCCUUGCAAGCAUAUUCUGCAUGUACUUGAUGUGCUGGAUUUGGAUGAAAUACCGGGUUGUUUAGUUCUUCUGCGAUUCUCUAAACAAGCUAGGGGUGGCUUGCCAGCGAGGCGCACGAGCGAUCUACAUGAUUGGGGUUUUCCCGUAGCGAAGGAGCGACAAAGAUUUACGGAGUUAAAUGUGUUACAAGCUGAAGCAUUGCAAGUUGCAUACAAAGAUCCACUGUUGUUCGAGCGGACCAAGGCAUUUUAUGCUGACAUUAUUUCAAACAAGAUGGAGUAUGAUAAUGUACCCAACCGUCCCACAAACUCGUUGAAUACUAAUGUAAAUGAAUUGGGUGACCCUGCUCAAGUUGCUGCUCGAGGUGCGCCUAAGAAACGAAAGCGUAGAGAUGAUGGACAAGGACCCGUGACAAUUAAUGGAAGGCCAUUAUCGUAUGACGAGCGGGGUAGGGGGAUUCGAUGUACCAGAUGCAAAAAGGCUGGACACACCAAACGUAGCUUGAAGUGUGACCUGAAUCCUAGGCAUGUUGCGCAUAUUAUAGGAGGUCAGGAUGAUGAAUGACUUAUUUUGAAGGACGAACUUGGCACGACAUUAUGAAGCUUCAGUUUGCAUGCCGAUAUGUUUUAUGUAGUCAUUG